ACGCGUCCUCCCGUCAACCAAUCACAGGGCAGGAGCGAAGAUGGCGGAAUCAGAGAUGAGCGUCAGGACCUGUCGAGAAUUAUGGACCAUACUGCUGGGGAGGUCAGCACUGCGAGAACCGGAUCAGAUACAAGUAGAGCUUGACAGACACUGGGACAGACUGCAUCAAGGAUUAAGUUACUAUCAGAAACCCAGUCCAUCAUCUGCUGGGAAAGUGAAAGAUGACAAAGUUGUUCCUGAGUCUCUGAAGGACUUCGGUCUAAGAAUCAGUACAUUUUUGAGUCUUGAUCAGCAGCAGAGUGUUCAGCUUUUACAGUGCUAUCUACAAGAGGACUACAGAGGGACCCGUGAUUCAUUAAAGGUUGCUCUCAAGGAUGAGCGACAGAGUCAGACACUGCUGUUUAAGAUAGCUGACUAUUAUUAUGAGGAACGCAUGUGCCUGCUCAGGUGUGUUCUCCUCCUGUUGACGUACUUUCAGGAUGAGCGACAUCCGUAUCGGUCUGAAUACAGUAACUGUGUUAAUAAGCUGGAGAAAGAUUUAGUGAGCAACUAUCAGUCGCAAUUUGAGAAUCUCUUCAAGGCAGAGGCACCAACAUGGGAAACUCAUGGAAACCUCAUGACAGAGAGACAAGUAUCGCGAUGGUUCCUGCAGUGUUUGAGAGAGCAGUCUCUGCUGCUAGAGAUCAUCUUUCUGUAUUAUGCAUACUUUGAGAUGAGCCCAUCAGACCUUUUGAGCUUUACCAAAAUGUUCAAAGAACAAGGCUUUGGUUUGCGGCAGACCAACAGACAUCUAGUAGACAAGAGCAUGGAUGCGCUGGUCGACAGAAUUGGUUAUUUAAGCUGUCUCAUCCUGGUCGAGGGAAUGGACAUAGACUUCCUACAGAAGUGUGCUCUGGAGGAUUCUACAGAACAGCACCAAUUCUCUUCUGCACCUGAAAUCAUUAAGGAGAUGGAUCAGCUCCUGCUGACAUUUGGUGACAUCCCUCAUCAUGGACCUGUGCUGCUAGCCUGGGUCCUGCUGAGACACACACUGAGACCAGACGAGUCCAGCCCUGUGAUCAGGAGGAUAGGCAACACUGCCCUGCAGUUGGGGGUGUUCAAGUACCUUUCCACUAUGCUGAAAGGCCUUGGAGUAUCAGGGAAUAAUUGUACAGCAAGCACAGCGAAGAUGUGUGUCUACGGCCUCCUUUCAUUCGUGAUCACUUCCUUUGAGGAAGAAAGCUUGCAGACUGAAGGUGCUGCGACACAGAGUUCCCACCUGAUUGAUGCUGCCUGUGAGGUCCUGUCUGCUCCCAGUCUGGCUGAAGUCUUUUGGGAAAUGAAACCAAACAUGGGAUUGGGGAUGGUCCUGGACAGUGCAGUUGGGAUGUUUCCUCAUAAGAUAGGACCUUUACUGCAGCUUUUAACCGCACUUGUGUCAAACAAGUCAACUGUAAAAAAGGUUUACAUCUUUCUGGAUAAGAUGUCCUUUUAUACACAAGUUUACAAACGUAAGCCCAGGGAUGUUACCUCCAAUGACGAAGAGACACUGUGGAGGAGAGAAACUCCAAAACUCCUCUACCCUUUGGGUUCAGGCCAGACUAAUCUGUGGAUGCCACAGGGAGUCCUGGGCCAGGUGAUGAUUGCAGGUGAGCAGGGCUGCAUGGUGCGGUGGGAUUACUCCUACAGCUCCUGGACUCUCUUUACCUGUGAGGUGGAGAUGCUGCUACAUGUUGUUUCAACUGCAGAUGUUAUAGCUCACUGUGCUCGAGUGAAACCCAUCCUGGACCUGGUCCAUAAGAUCAUCAGCACAGACUGGACUGUGUCUGAUUGUCUGCUACCUCUCACUUCACGCAUCUACAUGUUGCUGCAGAGGUUGACUUCAGUCAUCAACCCCCCAGUAGAUGUGAUUGCAUCCUGUGUGAACUGUCUCUCUGUACUUGCUGCAAGGAUGCCAGCAAAGGUGUGGUCCAGUCUGCAUCACACUGGUUUCCUCCCCUUUGCCUCCAACCCUUUGAGCAACAUGGCUCAGUGUGUCAGUGCUGAGGGGAUGAAGGCAGGUAACUAUGGCAACCUGCUUGUCCAGAUUGAACAGCCAAGAGGGGAGUAUGCUGUGACGAUAGCGUUUCUUCGUCUCAUUACCACUCUGGUUAAGGGUCAACUUGGAAGCACUCAGAACAAAGGUCUCAUCCCCUGUGUCCUGCUGGUCUUAAAGGAGAUGCUGCCCACGUACCAUAAGUGGCGUUACAAUACCUACGGAGUCAGAGAGAGAAUAGGUUGUCUCAUAUUGGAGCUGAUCCAUGCAAUUCUCAACCUGACUCCAGAGGAAGAGGAUCAGGGCAGCACUCCCACCCUGCAGUCUCUCUGCAUCUACAGCCUGGCAAAUACAGAAGCUGGACAGGCCGUUGUGAACAUCAUGGGCGUCGGAGUGGACACUAUAGAUGUGGUCCUGGCUGCACAGCCCAGCAGCUGUGGCUCUGAGGGUCCAGGUCAGAUCCUGAUCCAGACCGUCAAACUGGCCUUUUCUGUUACAAACAACGUGAUCCGUCUGAAACCGCUUUCUGAUGCCAUGUCCCCCCUGGAGCAGGCACUGACACAGCACGGUGGUCACGGCAGCAAUAUCAUAGUUGUUCUGGCCAAAUAUAUUUACCACAAACACGAUCCAGCACUCCCUCGCCUCGCCAUCCAGCUGCUCAAAAGGCUUGCCACAGUGGCCCCGAUGUCUGUCUACGCUUGCCUUGGCAGCGAUGCAGCAGCUAUCAGGGAUGCGUUCCUCACUCGAUUGCAGAGCAAGACUGAAGACAUGAGGAUCAAGGUCAUGAUCUUGGAGUUCCUCACUGUUGCUGUGGAAACCCAGCCAGGCCUCAUUGAGCUGUUCCUCAAUCUGGAAGUGAAAGAUGGAAGUGAAGGUUCAAAGGAGUUCUUGCUGGGUGAGUGGAGCUGUCUUCACGUGGUGUUGGACCUGAUCGACUCCAAACAGCAGGGGAAGUACUGGUGUCCGCCGCUGCUGCACCGAGCAGCGCUGGCAUUCCUCUUGGCCCUGUGGCAGGAUCGCAGAGAUAGUGCCAUCUCUGUGUUGCGGACCAAAGAAAGAUUCUGGGAAAAUUUGACAACACCUCUUUUUGGAACCCUCACUCCGCCUUCAGACACCACAGAGCCAUGUGUCCUGGAGACUUGUGCCUUUGUCAUGAAAAUAAUUGGCCUGGAGAUCUAUUACGUCGUCAGUGGUUCCUUGGAGCAGUCUCUGAAGGAUGGGCUUCAAAGGUUCUCAAAUGCUCGCCGUUAUGAGUACUGGUCCCAGUAUGUGAAGUCACUGGUGUGCCAUGUGGCAGAGAUGGAGGAAGAAGGCAUCUGCUACUUCACAGAAACACAAAUGCUGAUCUCUGCUUGGCGCAUGUUGCUGAUUCUUUCCACCAGCCACGCCGAUGUGAUGCAGCUGACGGAGGACUCGACCAAGCUGAAGCUUUUCAUGGACGUCCUGGAUGGGACUAAAGCUGCUCUCACCACACCCAUGUCUGUGCCGUGUCUUCGUCUUGGAUCCAUGAUGGCCACGUUACUAGUCAUCCUCAUGAAACAGUGGAGAAGUGUUGUCGCAGCAGCUCCUGACAUCCUGUCUCCCCUCGCCCUGAUCCUGGAGAGCGUCUUGCAAGUUGACCAGCAGAUGAUGGAGAGAACCAAAGCCAAAAUCUUCUCUGCACUCAUAUCUGUGCUGCAGAUUCAGGGACUCAAUGGUGGAGAUAUUUCCCAGCUGCCCCAGCUACUGUCAAGCGUGUGUGAAACGGUUAAAGACGAGGCGUUGGCGCUCAUUGACAGCACUCGUCACAUGAGCCUGGGGGGAGAGAUGGUGGAGGACGAGGACAACAUGGAGACGGAGUCUCCUCGAGGCCCACAGAAAGACCAGAGAGACGGGGUGGGCGUCCUUGCACUCCACUUAGCAAAGGAGCUGUGCCGCAACGAUGAGGACGGUGAACACUGGGUCUCUGUGAUGAGGAAGGUCCCGGUCCUGCCCUCGGUCCUAAGUGCUGUCGAGCUCAGCCUGCGCUCCAAACACAAUCUGUACUUCACCGAGGCUGCACUUCACCUGCUGCUCACACUGGCCCGGACUCCUCGGGGGGCAGCAGCUGUCGCUGGGGCAGGAGUCAUCCAGACUAUCUGUCUCCCUCUUCUGAGCGUAUACGAGGCCUCGUCAAAUGGUGCAUCGCAGAGUUUUACCCGGAGGUCCCAGGAUUCUGCCUGUUGGCCUGGCGUGUAUCGCCUCUGCUUGUCUUUAAUGGAGAGUCUUCUCAAGACUCUGCGCUACAACUUCAUCAAUGAAGCCCUGGACUUUGUGGGAGUACAUCAAGAACGUAUAUUACAGUGUCUGAACGCAGUGCGCACAGUGCAGAGCCUGGCCUGUCUGGAUGAGGCAGAUCACACCGUUGGAUUCCUGCUGCAGCUCUCCAGCUUCUGUAAGGAGUGGCAGUUUCAUCUCCCCAACCUGCUCAGAGACAUCCAGGUGAACCUUUGUUACCUGUGCCAGACCUGCACGUAUCUGCUCCACAGCAAAAAGAUGCUCCAUCACUACCUCCAGGCCAAAAAUGGGGAGGCGAUGCCCCCGGGACCCCUUGCCAGGACGCAACGGCCCUCACAGACCCUAAAUAAAGAGUCGGGGAGUGGAGGAGCAGACAAGGAGGAGGCUGAGCAGAAGGCCCUGCUGGCCGUGCAGUGCAGCCUGCUGAAGAUCCUCAGCAAAACUCUGGCAACUCUGCAGCACUUCACUCCAGACUGCUGCCAGAUACUCCUGGACCAGUCCAUGGACCUGACUGAGUACAGGACCCUGUUCGUACUUAGCUUCACCACUCCAGCGUUUGACCCUGAUGUGGCUCCUUCAUUUGGGACCCUGCUGGCCACCAUCAACGUGGCCCUGAGCAUGCUGAGUGAGAUGGAGAAGAAAAAAGAGCCCGUCUCUCUGACCAUAGCUGCAUUGGCUUCAUCAGAUGAGCUCCAGGCCCUGAAGUCAUUGCUAAUGUUCACUAUGGAGAACUGUUUCUACGUGCUCAUCUCUCAGGCUGUUCGCUGUCUCAAAGAUCCUUCCAUCAUCCCUCGAGACAAGCAGAGACUUAAACAAGAGCUCAGCUCUGAACUGAGCACUCUUCUCUCCAGCCUGUCCCGCCACUUCCGGAGGGGCUCUCCAUCCUCUCCAGCCAGUGGCAUCCUCCCCUCUGCCCAGUCCAAGCCCCCUCUUUCCAGCUCCAAGAUGAGCCACGAAGGCCAGGAGCCCGUCAUUCAGCUUGUUCAGGCCUUCCUCAGACUCGUGCAGAGAUAAAUGUGGAAUUUGCUCUUAAUAUACAUUUAAAAAAAAUGGGCAGGUUUUAAUUCUUCCUCCCCAAAAACAUAAUUUCAUAACCGUGACAAACCAGAGACAAAAUUCUGGUGACAUGUCCUCUUUUCUGUCUUUUGAGGUAAACAAAGUUGAAGUAUUACUGGUGCCAGAAGUCCAAGUGAGGAAAAAAAGCCAAAUCUAUUGAAAGUGAACUGAGAGCGUGGUGCUACCCAACAUCAGUCGCUGACUGUGCUCCAUCUUUUUUUUUUCCAGGCCUAGUUUUAUAGGUCACAGUGACCAGACUUUUUUAAAGUGCUUCUUAAAUAAAUACUCUCUAACUAAAUGUAGUAGAAAUUAUUGUUGUGCUUCAUUUUACAUUGAAUCUUGAGCUAUUUUUGCAUUUGUUGUGUACCCAUGCUCUGAAGUUGCUGCCAAGAUUUACAGUUAAAAACAAAAUGCAUAUACUAAUAAAGGGACUUUUGUACCACA
Messenger RNA from Cololabis saira (Pacific saury), 5770 nucleotides. RefSeq names its product nucleoporin 188 (gene nup188). Gene Ontology annotation, molecular function: structural constituent of nuclear pore. NCBI's taxonomy places the organism in Eukaryota, Metazoa, Chordata, Actinopteri, Beloniformes, Belonidae. Gene Ontology annotation, biological process: RNA export from nucleus; protein import into nucleus. Bases 41 to 5284 code for a protein of 1747 amino acids. The transcript is spliced from 43 exons. The record is from RefSeq and is a predicted model, not a curated record. Gene Ontology annotation, cellular component: nuclear pore inner ring.